AAGAAAGAUAAUGUAACGUGACGUAGAUCUCUAUUCACUCCCAUCGUAUUGCAUGUAAGACCCCAAAUAACCAUCCGAUAACAAAGUAUGCGCCGAUAAGGGACUCCAUCAUAACAAACCUCACUCAUCGAAAUUUAACAUUUAUCACAAUAAUGUUUUCUUUUCUCAUCCCAUUGUUGGAGGUUUUAAAGGUAGUUAUCGUUGCCGUGGCAUCUAUAGUCUUCUUAGGUUUAUCAGGUCUAACAUUCGCUGGUUCAGCCGCGGCAUUAACCGUAACCACACCGCUUUUCAUCAUAUUCAGUCCGAUUCUCGUACCAGCCACGAUAGCCACUGCUGUCUUAACCUCAGGGUUUACGGCCGGUAGCAUCUUUGGAGCUAUGGCCAUCGCUCUCGUCAGACGCAGGAUGGGACUAAAGCCAACUCUGUUUGUAAGAAUUUCGCCAAACCAAACUCUGUUUUCACUCCAUCCAAAGGUUAAUUAUGAAGGAACUUUUAAAGGAUCUUGGGGAGGAGGUUCGUCAACCCAAGCUAUGUCAAAUUUUGGUUAUGGAGGAACUUGGACAGCAACUUGGGGAGGAAGAACCUUUUCUGGAUCGUUUGGAGAUAAAUCUGCCGGUGGAAGUUCAUCCACACCCGCACCCGCACCCGCACCUGCAGCUGCAAGUACACCCAAACCCACAGCCACACCCAAACCCCCGAAGUAAACGGAUUGGUCGAGCUGUCCCAACAUAUUGUGCUAUCUGCUAUGGAUUCAAAAUUGUAUGACUGAAAACUAUUAAAAAAAAAAAAGCGUUUUACAAUUAAUCGUUUAAUGUUUAUAUGUAAUGUUGAAUAUGCUUAGUGAAAGUCUAUAUGAUAAAACAAUUUUUUUUUGUGUUCUGUUAUUUUAUGUUCCUGUCCUCC
Molecule: messenger RNA, 903 nt
Organism: Camelina sativa (false flax)
Lineage: Eukaryota; Viridiplantae; Streptophyta; Magnoliopsida; Brassicales; Brassicaceae
Biological process (GO): sexual reproduction; lipid storage
Cellular component (GO): membrane; extracellular region; monolayer-surrounded lipid storage body
Source: RefSeq, a predicted model, not a curated record